CCCUUAUUUAUUUAGCUAUGUUGCGGCCCACGUAAAUUUGUAUAUAUAUAUUGAUAAUAAUAAUGGGAGGAAGGACGGAAUGUGGAAAGUUUAAUAUGGGGGGUGGAUAAAAAUCUUUCUCGAAUCUUCACAAUCCCCCCCUUUUUUAUUUCCCAUUUGUUGUUUUUUUUCGGUGAUCAUUUUUCGAAUUUGAGGUUUCUGCGCGUUGUUUCCUUGACUGGAUAAAAUUAUAUUGAUUGAUUCGUUUUAUCUGAGAUUUUUGGGAAAAUAUAUUCCCAAAAUUUCAGAGCCCUAAGCUGUUGAAUUAUAAACCUGUAUUGAUAGGAAAUUUCGAGCGGUGGAAUUGUCAUUUUCAUUGAGGGUUUGGAUUUUGUGUGUUGUCGUUGUCACUGAAUUUGGCAUUUGUGAAUUUCGAUUAUCUGGGCUGAUAGAUUGGAACACAUAUAAUUAUAUAAUUUUAAGUGAGAGGAUCACAUAAUUGUGUGAGACAUGGAGCACAAAGAAAAAGAAGUUGUGAUUGAUAUUGAAAAUGGUGAUGCCAAUGAUUCUUCCUCCGAUUCCACAUGGGGGAAGAAAUCUUUGAAUAUUGUUACUAGGAUCUUGAAUUUGAACGGAUCUGUUGAUGAUGAGGCCGGGGUGAAAUCGGAUGUUGGUUCAGAAGAAGAGCUUGCUAGUGAGACGACGAAAUUGUUGGGGGAUAAGGCCUCGGAAGGGGAGGAGGGUGAGGGGCUGAUGCCCCCUGCCGAGAGGGACAAUGAGAGGGGAGGAGAGGGGCGGGUGCCCCCUGUCGAGAAGGAGAAGGAGAAGGAGAGACGGAAGGGUGGGAAAGUUAAGAAGGCUGCAAAACCACCCCGGCCUCCAAAGGGUCCGACCUUGGAUGCUGCUGACAUGAGGUUGCUCAAGGAGAUAUCGAGGCUUGCCAUUAAGAAGCGUGAGAGGAUGGAACGUUUGAAGGCAUUGAAGAAGACGAGAUCUCCCAGAUUGCCAUCCUCGUUGUCAUCUUCGUCGUCCUCCUCAUCAGUAUGCUCAUCAGCUGCCACCAUCUCAGCCCUGUUCGUCACUGUUUUCUUUUUUCUUGUGCUAAUCUUGCAAGGUCUCAACUCAAGCACCAGUUCGACUUUGAUAAUCACGGGAGCUCCUCAACCUCAGCCAGCACCAGUGACGAGAGGCUCGUCGCCUGUCCAGUUCUACAAAACUGCAAUGUCAGAUGAUGGUGCUGCACCGAGUUUCUUACCUCCAAAGUUCGUUCUCUCUUCAUCUCAUUCUCGUUGUCUGCAACCUUCAUCUACAUGUUAUCCUUGUUUCACUUAAUUGUUUGUAACUCUCCCUCAAUCGUCAACUUUGUCGAUGCAGGUCUGGAUAAUUGCUCUCUGGUACGAGUCUCAGCUGGCUGGAACGGAGUGAAAGAUAAAAUCAAGAUGAAAUGCGAUGAGCGUCUCUGGAAAGAACAUGGUGGAGAUCAAAUUCUAACUGAGUGCACAUAUUUUUCUCUCACUCUUUUGUAAAUGAGAAAGUUGCAUGAUUCUCUUGCACUUGUCGGAAGCGUUUCUUUGUAUCUAUAAGCCAAUGAUGAAUAAAUAUAGCUUCACUUUUCUUGUGAAAAA
Messenger RNA from Salvia miltiorrhiza (redroot sage), 1604 nucleotides. RefSeq lists its product as uncharacterized. Bases 490 to 1311 code for a protein of 273 amino acids. The transcript is spliced from 3 exons. Lineage: Eukaryota; Viridiplantae; Streptophyta; Magnoliopsida; Lamiales; Lamiaceae. The record is from RefSeq and is a predicted model, not a curated record.